GCGCGUCUUCCCGGCCCAGUCUGCACCCGGCCCGGUCGGGCCGCCCCGGCCCGCUCCGAGGAAAAACUGCAUAGAAAAUCUAAUGGAUGAAGAUGAGAAGGACAGAGCAAAGAGAGCGUCUCGAAACAAGUCUGAGAAGAAGCGUCGAGACCAGUUCAAUGUUCUUAUCAAAGAGCUCAGCUCCAUGCUCCCUGGCAAUACGCGGAAAAUGGACAAAACCACUGUGCUGGAGAAGGUCAUUGGGUUUUUGCAGAAACACAAUGAAGUCUCAGCACAAACGGAAAUCUGCGACAUUCAGCAAGAUUGGAAGCCUUCAUUCCUCAGUAAUGAAGAAUUCACCCAGCUGAUGUUGGAGGCAUUAGACGGCUUCAUUAUCGCAGUGACCACGGACGGCAGCAUCAUCUAUGUUUCUGAUAGUAUCACACCUCUCCUCGGCCAUUUACCGUCGGAUGUCAUGGAUCAGAAUUUAUUAAAUUUCCUUCCAGAACAAGAACAUUCUGAAGUUUAUAAAAUGCUUUCUUCCCCUAUGCUCAUGACGGAUUCUCCCUCACCAGAACUCCUCAAAUCUGACAACGAUUUGGAGUUUUAUUGCCAUCUUCUCAGAGGCAGCUUGAACCCAAAGGAAUUUCCAACUUAUGAAUACAUAAAAUUUGUAGGAAAUUUUCGCUCUUACAACAAUGUGCCUAGCCCCUCUUGUAAUGGCUUUGACAACACCCUCUCAAGACCCUGCCGCGUGCCCCUCGGGAAGGAGAUCUGCUUCAUUGCUACCGUGCGUCUGGCUACACCACAGUUCUUAAAGGAAAUGUGUAUAGUUGAUGAACCUUUAGAAGAAUUCACUUCAAGGCAUAGCUUGGAAUGGAAAUUUUUAUUUCUGGAUCACAGAGCCCCGCCCAUCAUAGGAUACCUGCCCUUUGAAGUACUAGGCACCUCUGGCUAUGACUACUACCACAUUGAUGACCUGGAACUCCUGGCCAGAUGCCACCAGCAUUUGAUGCAGUUUGGCAAAGGGAAGUCGUGUUGCUAUCGGUUCCUGACAAAAGGCCAGCAGUGGAUUUGGCUGCAGACCCACUACUACAUCACCUACCACCAGUGGAACUCCAAGCCCGAGUUCAUCGUGUGCACACACUCGGUGGUCAGGUACUGUACCCCUCUGCCCUCCCCAUCCACCUGCGACCUCACGCAGCAGCUCCUGCCACAGACCAUUUUGCAGACUCCGCCGGCUCCCAUGGCGCAGUUCUCAGCACAGUUCAGCAUGUUCCAGACCAUUAAAGACCAGCUGGAACAACGGACGCGGAUCCUACAGGCCAACAUCCGGUGGCAGCAGGAAGAACUCCACAAGAUCCAGGAGCAGCUCUGCCUAGUCCAGGACUCCAAUGUCCAGAUGUUUCUGCAGCAGCCAGCAGUGUCCCUGAGCUUCAGCAGCACCCAGCGGCCCGAGGCUCCACAGCAGCUCCAGCAAAGGCCGGGUGCAGCGCAGCCCCAGCUGGUGGCUAGCUCUCAGCUCGCUGGGCCCAUGACCUCGGCCCAAGUCACCAACCAGCACCUGCUCAGAGAACCAAGUGUGCUCUCCACCCAGGGUCCGAAGCCAAUCCGAAGCUCCCAGCUGAUACACGGUAGCACCCGCUCUGUGAACAGCCUGACAUCCCAGUUCAGCAGCGCCUCGGCUGUGCUCCCACCAGGCCUGAGUCUUACCACACCUGCCUCCGCCUCGCAGGAUGCCAGCCAGUGCCAGCCCAGCCCCGACUUCAGCCAUGAUCGGCAGCUCAGGCUGCUACUGAGCCAGCCCAUCCAGCCCAUGAUGCCUGGAUCCUGUGAUGUAAGACAGCCGUUAGAAGUCAGCAGGACUGGGCGGCAAGUCAAGUAUUCGCAGAGCCAGGCCGUGUUUCCUAGCCCAGACUCGCACGCCACCAGCAGCAGCGCCGCAACCCCCGUUCUGCUGAUGGGGCAAGCCGUGCUUCACCCCAGCUUCCCUGCCUCCCAGCCGUCACCCCUGCAGGCACAGGCCCAGCAGCAGACGCCACACUACCUACAGGCAUCGGCUUCUCUGCACAGUGAGCCCCCAGACUCUCUUCUUCUUUCCACUUACUCCCAGCAACCAGGGACCCUGGGCUAUGCCUCACCACCUGCACAGCCACAACAGCAGCCCCCUCGUCCACCCCGCAGGGUCAGCCGGCUCUCUGAGUCCUCAGGCUUGCAGCCACCACCCCGGUAGUGGCCUGGUACUGGAGUGGAAACACAAUCAGCUUUAACCAAGGGACCAGAAAGUGGCUGGCCAUGAGGAGAGGGACAGAAGCCACUUGCUUCUGUGUACCCUAAAUUUCAGAACACCUGGAUGGUGGUCACUUCUGGAGGGUGAAGAAAGAACAGGAAGACUGGCUAUGAUUCCUGGACAUCAGGGUUCUCUGCCACCCUUUACAGCCAUACUGGACAGGAAGCGUGAAGUCACUGUUCCUCAGUUUACCUGUGGUGAUAGUGCUUUUCAAGGCACCCUCAGAGAGCCCACAGGUUAUUCUACCCAGGCCUUCAGUCUCUUGGUCAUCUUUCCUUUGCAUUCAAGGAUUGAGUCAGAGAUUAUUGGAAAGAGAGAGAAUAAAGAGAUUAUUUUUCAUUAUUUUUAAAUGAUUGGUUUUAAUUUGCACAGAUGCAGAGCAAAUAACUAUAGGUACUUUCUGUUUUUUAAAAUAAUAAUAAUAAAUAGUCUCCUGCUUCACUUGGAGACCACAGUAACAAACAAUAGCCCAUGAACCAGAGCACGAAGCUGGUCUUUAAAAAAGCUGCAGACCUGCAUCCUUGGCCUAAACCUUAGUGGAUUUACGCUCUUCAGCCCAUUUCCCACUGAUGGUGAUCGUCCCCUCCAACAUAUAACACUGGACUAUUUCCUCUUCACUUUAUCAAUUGCAACUACCAAGGGGGCUCCAAAGCUAAGCACAAAUAUGUACCUGAUGUUUCAGAAUUCCACAAAGAAGUCUAAUCCUAUGAGGGCAGAGUUUCACAAGCCAAGCGGCCUAGAAAGGGGCCAUCUCUGAGGAUGCUUAUACCACGUGCUGGCCUGCGUGUGAAGAGGCUGCAUCCUUUGACAGAUCUUUCACAAUCAUUCCCAAGGAUUGGAUUUUGUUUCAAAAUGCACUUUGACUUUUUUUGUAUGUUUUGUUAUGUUGAGAUGUUUCUAAAGAAAAGAUUUUAUGUAAUUAUAAGACAGAGUGUAGUGAAUUGUACAGUUGUUGUAAAAAUGACCUAUUUCUAUAUAUAAAAUAAAACUGUAUGGAUUAUGUGUAAAUUAUUUUGUAAUGGAGAAGCCAGUUCCUUUCCCAAAUACAUACAAAAGUAUAAAAGUUUCCUUGUGUUUUUCUGUGAGUGGACCUUUUGUAAUAAAUUAACAGAUUUGUACAA
Messenger RNA from Dipodomys ordii (Ord's kangaroo rat), 3390 nucleotides. It is a transcript of the gene Npas2, whose product is annotated as neuronal PAS domain protein 2. Gene Ontology annotation, molecular function: RNA polymerase II cis-regulatory region sequence-specific DNA binding; DNA-binding transcription factor activity, RNA polymerase II-specific; protein dimerization activity. Gene Ontology annotation, biological process: circadian regulation of gene expression; regulation of transcription by RNA polymerase II. The coding region runs from base 83 to 2212 and encodes 709 amino acids. Gene Ontology annotation, cellular component: nucleus; cytoplasm; CLOCK-BMAL transcription complex. The transcript is spliced from 18 exons. NCBI's taxonomy places the organism in Eukaryota, Metazoa, Chordata, Mammalia, Rodentia, Heteromyidae. The record is from RefSeq and is a predicted model, not a curated record.